CGAUUCACAGUGUUUUCGCCACUCUCGCGGCGCGGUCGAUACUCCAAACUGUGCGGAAAAAUGUCGGAAGUACGAAACGUUUUGGUAAAACUGCAGGCCCUGUUUGCACUGAUCGGCUUCGCGGCUCUUACCCCAUUGCUUGUUUUGGCCGCAAUUCUCGGCCGGCUGAUCGCCAUACUUUGCUGCUGCUCGCCGCCGAAGAGCAUCGAGGGAGAAGUGGCCGUGGUUACUGGAGGUGGUCAUGGUCUGGGUCGUGCUAUUUCCCUAGAGCUGGCGAAGAAGGGCUGUAAAGUUGCAGUAGUGGAUAUCAAUUUGUCUGGAGCCGAGAACACCGUCAAGCAAAUUCAGGAAACCUAUAAAGUCUGUGCCAAGGCAUACAAGGCAAACGUUACUAGUCACAACGAAAUUGUUGAGCUCAAUUCAAAAGUGGUCGGAGAUCUAGGGUCAGUAACUGUCCUUAUAAAUAAUGCAGGCGUUAUGUUACACCGGAAUUCAUUGGACCCCGAACCCGCAGAUUUGCAACUAAUGAUUGACGUUAAUCUAACGUCGCACUUCUGGACUAAGAUGGUUUUCCUGCCGCCAAUGAAGGCGUUGCGCAGGGGUUUCAUAGUCACCAUUAGUUCGCUGGCAGGUAUUUUUCCACUGCCCUACAGUGCUGCUUACACUGCCAGCAAGGCUGGAACUUUGGCUCACAUGAGAGCCUUACAAAUGGAGCUGGUGCUGGAAAAGCAGAAGGACAUUCAUGUGACCACUGUACUUCCCAGCUUUCUGCGGACCAACGACGAGGUCACGGAGCUAACGAAAAGUAUCGGAUUCAACAGCAUAUACCCCUUGAUCAGUGCCGAGGAGGUGGCUCAGCGGGUAGUGGCCGGGAUGUUGCGGGGUGAGCAUGAGAUCACGUUGCCGGGACUGACAUCCGUUUUUUACCGGCUGAUUUAUCUCCUGCCCUCCGACUGGCAGAUUCGAAUGACUGUACUCUUCACCAAAAAUCAGAUCAAACGGUUCAGAGAGGUUCGAUCCUGACAGAGAUGCAAUGGAAUAUAAAUAAAACUAUACAUAUGUAUAUAUCCCUGGUUCGGAAAAAAGGAAAA
Messenger RNA from Drosophila rhopaloa, 1091 nucleotides. Its product is annotated as 17-beta-hydroxysteroid dehydrogenase 13. The coding region runs from base 61 to 1023 and encodes 320 amino acids. Lineage: Eukaryota; Metazoa; Arthropoda; Insecta; Diptera; Drosophilidae. The record is from RefSeq and is a predicted model, not a curated record. Gene Ontology annotation, cellular component: lipid droplet. The transcript is spliced from 5 exons. Gene Ontology annotation, molecular function: oxidoreductase activity, acting on the CH-OH group of donors, NAD or NADP as acceptor.